Messenger RNA from Canariomyces notabilis, 560 nucleotides. RefSeq lists its product as uncharacterized. The coding region runs from base 192 to 554 and encodes 120 amino acids. The transcript has a single exon. The record is from RefSeq and is a predicted model, not a curated record. NCBI's taxonomy places the organism in Eukaryota, Fungi, Ascomycota, Sordariomycetes, Sordariales, Chaetomiaceae.
GAGACCUCCUGAGCUGCCCCUUUCUCCUCCCAACACCAACAGCAUCUACUCGAGACCCGAGAGUACCACGAGACAGUCACUACGACAAAACAAUCCACGCUCGCUUUCUGCAGGCAAAUAGGCCAGUCCUCUUAACAACUCCCUGCUCAACCUUAUCGUCUUUCUCCACCCACAUUGAACCAAUUACGAAAAUGAAGACCACCCUCGCAGCCCUCGCAACCCUCCUCUCCCUCACCUCCGCCGUAACCAUCACCCUACCCUCCGGCGUCUCCAUCCCCUCGGGCAUCACCCUCCCGUCAGGCGUGACCGUGGUCACUGCCGGUGCCUCCGCUACCGCCGCCGCCGACGGUAGUGGUGGUGGGGGUGACAGUGGUGGUGGUGCGAGAAGACGCCAGAACCUUGGUGGCGGCCUGGGAUCGUUCUCUCUGAACCUGGCCCAGACCCGUACAAACUCCGGUGGUGCGCAGCAGACGGCUGGGGCUGGGGGCCAGGCUAAUGCGAAUGCGGCGAAUGUGAAUGCUGCCGGUGCCGGUGGUGCGGGUGCGAAUACUUGAACUUGA